Vittaforma corneae ATCC 50505 is the source of this 2271-nucleotide messenger RNA. RefSeq lists its product as uncharacterized. The coding region runs from base 1 to 2271 and encodes 756 amino acids. Lineage: Eukaryota; Fungi; Microsporidia; Nosematidae. The record is from RefSeq and is a predicted model, not a curated record. The transcript has a single exon.
AUGGCAUUUUUAAGAUCCUCACUGGUAUUUUUACACUUGCUAAUUCGCUCGGUACUAUGCAUUGAAGACAAUAAUGAAAAUGGCAAGAAGACAUUCGUUAUCUCACUUAAAGAUAUCAACUCGAGUAAGGCAUUGCUGGAGCAGAUUUAUGAGAAGGCACAGGCCCUUGGCUUCGAUUUCAAUUCCUUUGUGUCUUUGAAUAAUGCAAAUGACAGUCUCCUGACUGAACAGCCUGCAAACCAGUCGGGUCAGGCAGAGAAACAGCAACCGGCACCAAAGAAGCAGGCAAGUCCAGAAGCCAAUAAAGGUGCUUCAAAGGAAGAAGCACAGAAAUAUCCUAAAACGGCGCCAGCAAAGAAUGAAAAGAAGACUGCUGAGGCUGCACAAAAAAAGCCACAUACAACAUCUAAGCCAGCAGCGGCAAAAUCGUCCGCCCAAGCGAAGAAGAGUGCAGAGGCCGCUUCAAGAAAGGCCAAAGAUAGUGUUGAGGCUGCUUCGAAAAAGGCAAAAGCGAGUGUUGAGGCUGCUUCGAAAAAGGCUAAGGCAAGUGCUAAGGCUGCUUCAGAAUCAGCCAAACCAAAGUCCUCUAGUACACCGAAAGCUGCCAAAUCAAGUAAACCUCCAGAAAGUGUUGCCAAAUCUUCUCGGCUUAGCACUAGUGCUGCAUCCAAGGUACCUCCUGGCAUCAGUAAAAGUUCGAUUAAGAGCUCCACAUCGGAUGCUUCUUCUGACAUUGCCAAAAGUUCAGCUAUAAGCUCUAUGUUGUCUUCAAGUGAAGCAUUUCCGAGUGUGUAUUCUUCCAUGUCUGCUUCUUCAUUCAGUAGCUCUGCUCCAUUUUCCUCAAUGGCGCCUAGUGCCUCUAUUGCACCCGAAACCCUUGAUUAUAUUGAUAAAAUUAAUAGUUUAGACCAGGCAACAAUUAGCAGUGUUAUGGGUUCGUGCCAGAAUUGUGAAAAAGUAAAUGAUGUGCUGGUGUAUAAAGACGGGGAUGUAUGGAGAGACUAUACAGGUAAGAUACAAAUGUCUGUAAGCAACGGAAAACUAGUUGAUAAGACAGGGGUGUUUAUUGGAAAAGACUGCGGAUGUAAAAAAGACGAGAUUCCCCAGAUUGGACAGAUAGGCGAAACUGGAAUUUAUCAGGACAAGCAAGUCAAUUCGGUGCAGUGUCAGAAGCAAAACAACCUCAUGACAAAUUUAGCAAGUGCCAGCUCGAUUGGCAUGGCGCAAUCUGACGUCUCAGCAGCGUCUCCAUCUGGUGCUUCUACUACAGACUCAACUGGUACUACUUCAAUUUCUCCAAGUGUUGACACAUCUUCUGUUGGUGCUGGCAGUGCCUCAACAUCUUCUGCUAGUGCUGGUGGUGCCUCAGAUUCAUCGGCUGGUGCUGGCGGUGCCUCAACAUCUUCUGCUGGUGCUGGCGGUGCCUCAGAUUCAUCGGCUGGUGCUGGUGGUGCUUCAACAUCUUCUGCUGGUGCUGGUGGUGCCUCAGAUUCAUCGGCUGGUGCUGGCGGUGCUUCAACAUCUUCUGCUGGUGCUGGCGGUGCCUCAGAUUCAUCGGCUGGUAUUCCUAGCUCUUCAGUCUCAGCAACUCCGUCAGAUCAAGGUGGACAACAAUCUGCUCCUCAAGCAUCCUCUGUAUCACCAACAGUUCCAUCUCCCCAACCAACUGCCACACAACCACCUAUUGUCUUCAAAGCAAUCAAGUUAAAGUAUGAUCUGGCCUGCGACAAUACUGAAAAGACUGAAGAUCCCUGUGUUUCCAAGGCACAGCCAAAAGAAAUAGAAUAUAAGACACAGACUGUCACGAUAAUCGAUGAAAAGAGGCUGCCACCUGUCACGGUUGUAAAAACUGUAUCUCGGUUUAUUGUUCCAGAGACUGUUAGCAAAACAUUCACACAAAUACUUAAGCCUGAAACAGUUACUGUUACUAAGAAGCCCGAUACUGUUGUGAAGUAUGCACCGCCAAAGACAAUAACAAAGACGGAAAGACCGGAUCCUGUGACUAUCACUAAUGCUAGAGCAGAGCAGCCUGAAAUUGAUCAAGCUUCUGAAGACUUAAUAGAUGAGCCAAUACAAGACGUACCUGUACAAAAAACAAUAAAGCCAACAAAAGCUAGACGUAGAACAACGAGAGAUGACGACGUGGUGACAAUAAGUAAAACUGUUACGAUUCCUUACAAGGGAGUAGAGUGCGUGCCGGAUUGCCCUUGCGAAGGCGAAGGUGGCUGCGAUAAUCCCUGUAUGGAAAUCAAAUGCGAGAUUAUUGAGUGA